CUGUGGGGCUGUGUGGGGCAGAGCAGAACAGCCCUGACUUGUUCAGGAGCCCGCACCAGGAUCGCUGCGGCUGGGAAGCAGCAACAUAUAAACCACAUGAUGGCAUUUAAUCUGGCUGACCUGUUUUCCACUGCCCAAUUCUACCAGCUGCCAACUUCAGAUAUGCAAUUCCAAUGAGUCGACCUCAUGAGGCAGACACGGCGUUAUUAAUUCUUUUCCUGAUUUGCUGCAUGAAGUUAUGAGAGAAGUGACAUGAAGAGAGGCCCAGUGCUGUUUUUUGCUCUAUUUCUUGUCCCCAAGGUCCGAGGUGCUGCUCCAAACCCAAUGGAAUGCCAGGAGAGUGAGUAUCUGGACGAGCACAGGAAGUGCGUUCCUUGCAGGGAGUGUGGCCCAGGAUGGGAGCUUUCCAAGGAGUGUGGCUAUGGUGAAGGAAGGGAUGCGCAGUGCACUGCUUGCCCUCCCAGGCGGUUUAAGGACAGCUGGGGGUUCCAUGGUUGCAAAACUUGUCUUUCCUGCCCCCUCAUCAACCGUGUCCAGAAAUCCAACUGCACUGCCACUUCCAAUGCAGCCUGUGGGGAAUGUCUGCCAGGGUUUUACAGUAAAACCCGGAUUGGCGGGCUGCAGGAUCUGGAAUGCAUCCCCUGCACAAAGCAGACUCCUUCCUCUGAGCCUCAGUGCAGCUCCAGGACUACCCUGGUGAAGGUAGUGAUCCCCACAGUACCUCCCCAGGACACCGCCCUCCUAGUGCUAACCAGCAGUGCGCUAGUCAUCAUUGUGUUGGUGCUGCUGGCACUCGCUAUCAUCUGCUGCAAGCGCUUCUGGAAGAGCCAGUGUCAGCAAGUGUUUCUGAGGACCCAGAGUUUCUCGGCCCAGAGGGUGAUGUUCCGGGCCUCAGCCAUGCCAAGCAGGUUUCCCUGUGAGGAACAGAUGUCUAGUCCCUGCUGCUUGGGUGUGAAGAACCUGAGCCCUUGCUCCGGGCAAGCCGAAGGUCCCGUUGAACCGGUCCAGUUCAUUUCGAAUGGUGAAGCCAUAGGCCUGCAGAUCCCUGCUCUCCAGCCCAAUUUGGAAGCGAUUGCUGUCAGCCCCAAUCCCAAAUCCCAGCUGGCGAGGAGUGUCUUGGAGACCCAACCCCUGAUAAGGAACUCAGGGUCCAGCGACUGUUCUGCAGGGGGCCCGUCAUCCUCAGAUGCCAGGCAGGGCACAGCUGGGUUCACAGAGGCCCUGACUCCCCUCUCAUCAUGUGCCUCAGAGAUGCAUCCUAAGUGGCCCCAUGCCCCGGUGGAGUGCACGGAGCUAGACCUGCAGAAGUUUUCCACCCAGGCCGAGUUCAUGGGCACCAAAAGCCAGGAGGAUGCAGAGAAGCAGGCGGCUCAGAGGACCCGGAAACAUACAGAUGAGCUAACCCUUGAAGUUCCCCUGUUUGGUGCCUCUCUGAUAACACAAAGUGAACUUGUUCUGGAGCCUGUCAGGGGAUCAUCCUCAUCCUUCCAAAUUCCCACUGCUGAAGGCAGGGAGCAGCCUCAGGUGAAUGAUGUCCUGAGCCUUGUGUGUGAGAUUAGCAGCGUCACACAAGGUCUCCCCAUAAUACAGCUCCCCCACUCCUUGGUGCUGUUACUUGGCUUCCAGUUGGACCCUUGCUUGUCUGGUCUCAAGAAUUUCAGCCACGUGGGGGUGGAGCUGGGGGUCCCAUCCCAUCUGGUGAGCAAGAUGUCUGGAUUCAAGCAGCUCGUCGCUCACCUUGCCUCCUCAGGAGACACAGUCACUGUUCCUGCCCUGGCCCGGGUCCUACAGCGACUCCAGCGCUUCGAUGCCUUGCUCCUACUCUGCGAUCAUUUCAUUCUGAGCCGGGCCCAGGGCUGCCAACACUAGGAGAAACACACGUCGCUGCCUCAGCACAUAGAGGGAGCGGUAACUCCAAGCAUAGUUUUGGCUGGGUGAACCUGGGUUGUGUGGAGAUGGCCUUUGAAUGUUGGGGGUAGAAUCACAGUAGAAUGAUGAGUCUGUGAGUGCUCACUGAGUAAACUUCUCUCAACCACUGCUUGAGCCCUACCUCGUGCUGGUGAUGGUUGGCAGAUGCAUGUGGUACCUCCAAACACCACCUUUCUUCAUACGUGUUUAUAUUGAUGCCCAGAGACCUCGUGGCCCUCUUGGUCACCAUGCAUGGUUACAGGGCCAUUUGCCUCCAUGGGCAGGUGUGGAUUUAUAAUGGACCCUCGAAGCACACAGUGUUUCCUUGAAUCACAUCUCAGCUGUAAUGAUUGAACUCAUUGUGUGAGGGGCUGGGUGGGGGGUAUGAAAAUAUCCCCCAACUCUAAGAGGGAGCUCAGCGGGUCUGGACCCUCUGUGUUGGAUUUAUCCCCCUCAGCUGAUUGUAUCUUCCUCUUAGAGGCCUGAUCAUCAUUUGUUCUUCCCCCCCACUUUUUAGAGGUGGGCCUUCUCCAUUUGGCAGACGUAUUUUGCUGGUUUUCUGCUCAGCUUUCUGCUGUGGCCGCCUUUUUGUUUACUUCUCCUUUUGUGCGCCGACGAGGGGACCUGUUCUUGGAGAAGGGUUGUUUAGCUGCCACUCCUUUCUUUUUUUUGCCGGGGAGGAGGGACUCAUGCGCUGAAUUUCUGUGUGCCAUACCAGACUAGCGGUGUGUUUAAUUGUAUUUCCUGGCUGUGGAAUGGUACACUUUUCAUAAAGGGAUAUUUCGAAUUGAGAGUCAGGAUUUUUUUAAGCAUGGUGGAAUUUGCUCCAAUGCAGA
Molecule: messenger RNA, 2744 nt
Organism: Terrapene triunguis (Three-toed box turtle)
Lineage: Eukaryota; Metazoa; Chordata; Testudines; Emydidae
Gene: EDA2R
Product: ectodysplasin A2 receptor
Exons: 11
Coding region: 253-1869 (538 amino acids)
Biological process (GO): positive regulation of canonical NF-kappaB signal transduction; positive regulation of JNK cascade; tumor necrosis factor-mediated signaling pathway
Cellular component (GO): plasma membrane
Molecular function (GO): protein binding; tumor necrosis factor receptor activity
Source: RefSeq, a predicted model, not a curated record